AUGAGCCUCACCCUGUGCUAUGCUCUGACCAGCAACUAUCUGCAGUGGUCAAAGGGCAUUGAUGUCAAAAACCAUCAGCCCAAUCAAACCUAUCCAAGCCAGGGAUUUAACAACUCAAAUGAAACCACUGAGAUUCAAUACCACUUGGCUUAUCCACGCAACUACCACUUUAUCAUGGACCACACAGAGGUAUGUAAGGCCAAGCCCCCUUUCCUGGUUCUGAUGGUCGCAGUGGCAACCUAUGACAUGGCAGCUCGGGACGCCAUCCGGAGGACAUGGGGCAAAGAGACCCUAGUUAAAGGUGAGCUGGUCAAGACUCUCUUUUUGCUGGGUCUCCCUGGAGGAGAUGAUGCUGAGCAGAAGCAGCAGAAGCUCAGAGGGGAGAACUUGCUGUACAACGAUCUGAUCCAGAGCAACUUCAUGGACACUUACCUCAACCUGACCAUCAAAACCAUGGUGAUCAUGGACUGGCUGGCUACCCGCUGUCCUGAGGCAGCCUACGCUAUGAAGAUUGAUGCUGACAUGUUCUUGAAUGUUGACAACCUGGUCAUCAUGCUGAAGAAACCUGGCAUCCCCAAGCAGAAGUACCUGACAGGUUUGAUAAAGGAGAAUAUAGAAGUUCUUCGCGAUAAGGACUCCAAGUGGUACGUUUCAGAGGAGCUGUUCCCGGAUCCCGUCUACCCAACUUAUGCCCUAGGAAUGGGAUAUGUAUUCUCCAAUGAUCUUACAGAGAAAUUUGUGCAGGCUUCAAAGGCUAUCAAGCCUUUUAAUAUAGAGGAUGCCUAUAUUGGCAUGUGCAUGAAAAAACUGGGACUUAAGCUCACUGCACCUCCAGAUAUGUCUCAGUUUAAGGCCUAUUUCAAAAGCUACAAUCGCUGUGAGUUCUCCCAAGUGAUCACCUACAUUCUUGUCUCCUCAGAGGACUUGCUGAAAUACUGGGGAGAUGUAAAGAGGCCUGGCUCACCUUGUCAGAGUUAG
This is a messenger RNA of Myripristis murdjan (pinecone soldierfish), 978 nucleotides long. Its product is annotated as beta-1,3-galactosyltransferase 2-like. The record is from RefSeq and is a predicted model, not a curated record. Gene Ontology annotation, molecular function: N-acetyl-beta-D-glucosaminide beta-(1,3)-galactosyltransferase activity. Gene Ontology annotation, biological process: protein O-linked glycosylation. Gene Ontology annotation, cellular component: Golgi membrane. NCBI's taxonomy places the organism in Eukaryota, Metazoa, Chordata, Actinopteri, Holocentriformes, Holocentridae. Bases 1 to 978 code for a protein of 325 amino acids. The transcript has a single exon.